AUGCGUUUCUCAACCUUGUCCACAUUUGGCUUCCUUGGCUUUGCACUUCUCGCGGAAUGCAACCCUGUUGGGUUGCCUUUGGAAGCUGACAAACAUCCGGCGGUUAUCGAACCAAGCGCCAAGAAUCCAUUGCAUUCGCGCGCCGCUCCAUCUUGUCCUAUGAAAAAGAAUAAGGAGAAAGUGGCUGCACGCGCAGCAGGCGUGGAGAUACCCUCUUUUUUGAAUCGCCGAGUUACCGAGGACGAUUGCUUGGAUCUCGAGAUUAAAUACUGCAACAAAGCAGAUGAUAUAGCGGAGCUGAAAGUGGAUAUAGCGGAGAUGACCCCGGGCUCUUCUGCUAAGAAAGCAGCGGAAAAGAGGCUGAAGAAGAUGAAGAAUUCGCUUGCGCAAAUCAGGACCGCAUGGGAUCGUUGUGAAGAUGAAUUGGCAAGAGGUCGUUAA
Glarea lozoyensis ATCC 20868 is the source of this 441-nucleotide messenger RNA. RefSeq lists its product as uncharacterized. The transcript has 2 exons. NCBI's taxonomy places the organism in Eukaryota, Fungi, Ascomycota, Leotiomycetes, Helotiales, Helotiaceae. The coding region runs from base 1 to 441 and encodes 146 amino acids. The record is from RefSeq and is a predicted model, not a curated record.